Pecten maximus is the source of this 471-nucleotide messenger RNA. RefSeq names its product processed variable antigen-like. The record is from RefSeq and is a predicted model, not a curated record. NCBI's taxonomy places the organism in Eukaryota, Metazoa, Mollusca, Bivalvia, Pectinida, Pectinidae. Bases 1 to 471 code for a protein of 156 amino acids. The transcript has a single exon.
AUGUGUGCCCCAACUGAGACAGGGGGCAGAGAGGACAAGACUGAGAUGAGAGAGGAUGGAGAGAUGAGAGAGGGUGGAGAGAUGAGGGAGGGUGUAGAGAUGAGAGAGGGUGGAGAGAUGAGGGAGAGUGGAGAGAUGAGAGAGGGUGGAGAGAUGAGAGAGGGUGGAGAGAUGAGGGAGGGUGGAGAGAUGAGAGAGGGUGGAGAGAUGAGGAAGGGUGAAGAGAUGAGGGAGGGUGUAGAGAUGAGAGAGGGUGGAGAGAUGAGGAAGGGUGAAGAGAUGAGGGAGAGUGGAGAGAUGAGGGAGGAUGGAGAGAUGAGAGAGGGUGGAGAGAUGAGGGAGGGUGUAGAGAUGAGAGAGGGUGGAGAGAUGAGGAAGGGUGAAGAGAUGAGGGAGAGUGGAGAGAUGAGGGAGGAUGGAGAGAUGAGAGAGGAGCAGAGAAGAUAUAGCAGAGAGCAAGGACAGGGAUAG